CUUCACCGCACGACCGGUUGUCGCUGCGUCGCGCCCCCCCCCCCCGCUGCGCCCACAGACGGACGACGGGACGCACUCCGAGGAUCACAGUGGAACAGCUAUCAACAUCCGUGGAAGAAACCUGUUUGAGGCAGGUCAACCCUAACGCAGCUGAACUGCCACACUGUGGGGCCCCAUCCCAUGCCCCUCUAUGGGCCAGCCGCUACUGGGUGUGGCAGUCCAGGGUGGUGCUUUCUCUCAUCAAAAAGGGGGACCAGAGAGUGCGUGCCAAUUACAGAGAUGGACUGGCUCACACCUGAGAUGUGAAGCGUGUUAUGUGAGCCAAGGCGUUUUCCCACCUCGCUGGUGGUGGGGAGAGAUGCUGCACUCCGUUGCCAUGACAGCAGAAGUUCUCUUUGUUCUGGGGUUUAUGAUUAGCGGCGCUCGGUGCAACCCUAUAGCGACCUUACCGGCCAGCCGAGAACGUCUGGAAUGGGUGUUGACCCAAGUCAGGGAGGAUAAACAUCGGGACCCAGAUGAGCCGCUGGGAUACGCCGCUCAAAUGAACGCUUUGGGCCCCAACAGGACCGCUGUGAGCGGGGGCAAGACGAACCUCAGCUCCCUCACACAAGAACCUAGGGGCGGGAAGUCCCAGGAGGUGUGGACCGCACAGGACGGCCAGAACCAAAUAGACGAGGGCCCCACCAGUGACGUCACCCUCUCCCUCGACGCCAUUGACGAGUACGCCUACCCAGACUACAGGGGGAAAGGCUGCAUGGAUGAGAGCGGCUUCGUGUUCGCCAUCGGCGAGCAGUUCACCCCGGGCCCUUCGACGUGCCCGUGCCUCUGCACAGACGAGGGCCCUCUGUGCACCGAGCAGGAAUGUCCCAAGAUUCACCCUCGCUGCAUUAAAGUGGACAGUAGCCAAUGCUGCCCGGUCUGCAGGGAGAAAAAGAACUACUGCGAGUUCCGCGGAAAGGUCUACGCCUCGCUGCAGGAGUUUAAGGUGUCUCCGUGUGAGAAGUGCCGCUGUGAGCCGAGCGGGGAGGUGCUGUGCUCCGUGGCGGCCUGUCCUCAGACCGAGUGCGUGGACCCGGAGUACGAGCCGGAUCAGUGCUGUCCCAUCUGCAAGACUGGGCCAAAUUGCUACGCGGACACCACAGUAAUCCCGGCCGGCCGAGAGGUGAAGAUUGAUGAUUGUACAAUCUGCUACUGCACAUACGAGGAGGGCACAUGGCAGAUUGAACAUCAGGCCACCUGCAGUAAGAACGAGUGCCAGCGGAGCUAGAGACAGGCACGGCAGAGGGGACAUUGGCACGAGACACCAGCGCCAGUCGGCUCCGGGACCUCCGGCCUUUCCCGCCGUCUACCGGACGUCGGGGUCGGACGGCAGCCCUCGACAGUUCAGCAUUUAUAGUCACUCCUGUAGUACCGAGAAAAAGCUUUUAUGAAAGUUUAUAAUCCACACAAAGAAUAUCUAUUUAUCUAUGUAUUUAAUUAUUUAUUAAUAUCCACAAAUAUUGGAGUCAUCAAUGCUGAAGUAGUGAACAACUAUUUUUUAUAGCCUCUGCAUUUUAUUAAGCAAUGUAUUGGACCAGAGGUCAAUAAACAGAAUGUAUAGAACACACACAGCUGUCUUUGGAGGUGAAAACCUCACUGUCUCGACAUGACACCUGCCCCUCUCCCACCCAAGUGCAGACUAGACUAUGUGCCAUCCAUUCGCUGUGGAGGACGAACACGUGCAGAGAGUUAAAAUCAGAAGGAAUUAGAGAGGACUUUUGACUGUUUCCUGAUUUCUUUUAUCUGUUCUGGAUGUUCGUAAGUGUUUUGAUUUGAAAGUGCUUUUUUGUAUAUCCCUUGGUGCCGUGUGGUCAUGUUUCAAAUAAACGUCAAUCUGGGCUCUGUAACUGCUCCAAUGGGA
This is a messenger RNA of Gasterosteus aculeatus aculeatus (three-spined stickleback), 1900 nucleotides long. The record is from RefSeq and is a predicted model, not a curated record. NCBI's taxonomy places the organism in Eukaryota, Metazoa, Chordata, Actinopteri, Perciformes, Gasterosteidae.